AUGGGGAUGUUAGGAUGGUACGUUGUCAUAUGUCUGCUCGGAUUGCUUCAAUUUGCAACAAAGUACCGCAAGAAAUUCGGCUUCGGAUUCGUCACUAGCACGAACCUGUUUCUUUCGCAACAAAUACUGGAGGAGGUGCAGGCACGCUAUCAGAAUAGUCUGCAGGUUGAACUUGAAAUUGCAUCUCGAGAGGAAUUCACUCUUAUAGAAAGAGGUCUUACAAAACUUUGGGAACAUUUGGCUUGGGAAAAGACUCAAGAAGUUCCAGAAGAGACAGGCGAGAUAGUUCAAGAUUCAUUGCUCGAAGAAGACGUUGUGCCAGAUAGUUCUGAUGAGGUUGUCUCUAAAGGACACCAACCUUCCAUCAUAACCUUUGACCUCAAUAAAACUCCAGAGGAAAAUGAUAUCUGUUGACUCAACGCUUUAUUAUUAGUCUGACUUAUCUUAUGAAAUGUUGGGACUAAAUUGAACAAAGUGACUGUUUGUAUUUUUUCCUUUGGAUGUUGAAUUUGAUGAAGUAGCUAUGAAUUCGGAGGAGAUUAAUCUCAAAUUAGUAUAUAAUUCUUGAAU
Messenger RNA from Arachis ipaensis, 570 nucleotides. The record is from RefSeq and is a predicted model, not a curated record. NCBI's taxonomy places the organism in Eukaryota, Viridiplantae, Streptophyta, Magnoliopsida, Fabales, Fabaceae.